AUGGCGGCGGAGCUCGAGGAGCCGAGGAAGCCGCAGAACGCCUACUGGAUCUGGCUCAGCGAGAGCCGCGACGCGCUGACGAAGGAGGCCGGCAGCGCGAAGGGGUCCGUCGUCGGCAAGCUCGCGGGCGAGAAGUGGAAGGCCAUGUCGGCGGAGGCCAGGAAGCCCUUCGAGGAUCGGGCGGCGGAGCUGAAGUCCGCGUACGAGAAGGCCAUGGAGGAGUUCAAGAGCGCUGGAGGCCAGGUGGGCAAGCGGCGCCUGGAGAAGAGCGAGGGGAAGAAGGCCAAAGCUGAGGGGAAGCAGGCCAAAGCUGACAAGAAGGCGAAAAAGGAUGCCCGCGCGUCUUCUGGGAAGCCAUCGCGACCGCCUUCUCCCUACUGGCUCUGGCUCGGCGAGAACCGCGAGGCGCUUGCGAAGGAGGCCGGCAGCACAAAGCCGCCCGUCGUCGCCAAGCUCGCUAGCGAGAAGUGGAAGGCCGUGUCGGAGGAGGACAGGAAGCCGUUCGAGGUGAAAGCCGCAGAGCUGAGGGCCGCGUACGACAAGGCUGUGGAGGAGUGGAAAAACAACGGUGGCGUCGAGGACGGCGCGAAGCAGGGCAGUCCCCGGAAUCGCAAGGCGGACAACGCCAAGACGCUUCCAGCGAAGCAGGGCAGCUCCCGGAAGCGCAAGGCGGACAAGGCCGAGACGCCUCCUGCGAAGCUGUCCCGCGCGUCUGUGGAUCGCGACUCCAGCAAGAAGGCGGACAACGCCAAGACGCUUCCAGCGAAGCAGGGCAGCUCCCGGAAGCGCAAGGCGGACAAGGCCGAGACGCCUCCUGCGAAGCUGUCCCGCGCGUCUGUGGAUCGCGACUCCAGCAAGAAGGCCCCCGGGGCUCAGGGCAAGAGCCGCGGCAAGGCUGCACCGGCGACGGCGGCAGUCGUUCUCGAGAAGGACAUCGCGGAGAAGGCGGAGAAAGCGGGCUUCACUAGCGUGCUCCAGAAGUUCCUUGCUCGUGAGGACGUGGUGGCCAGCGGCAAGAGCCAGGCCGAGGCCUUUCAGGCGCUCGAAGCGGUGGGCGGCUUGAUGCACCCGGCCCGCCGCACCUUGCUGGGGGCUUGA
Molecule: messenger RNA, 1098 nt
Organism: Prorocentrum cordatum
Lineage: Eukaryota; Dinophyceae; Prorocentrales; Prorocentraceae
Source: the annotation of a GenBank genome assembly